Peniophora sp. CBMAI 1063 is the source of this 4245-nucleotide messenger RNA. The record is from the annotation of a GenBank genome assembly. Lineage: Eukaryota; Fungi; Basidiomycota; Agaricomycetes; Russulales; Peniophoraceae.
AUGCAUCCCGCACUGUUGCCCUUAGUGCUGGCGACGUCCGCGCUGGCCUCGGUGCCGCUGGUCGACUUUGACCGCAUGGGCACCGUCGGCCUGGCGGGCGCUUUCGCCGGCCUCGGCAUCUUCGACAACUCGUCCUCUCUUUCAUUCGACCCCGACACCUCUUCCCUCCUCGCACGCGACGACUCGGGCGCCCUCACCAAGCUCGGCUCCACCAAUGCCGGCGGCUCCAUCCUCGCCACAUGCGUCCUUGGCGACACCGUCUACGUCGCAGGCUCCUUCUCCUCCAUCAAUGGCACAUCCGCAUCCAACAUCGCCACCUACUCCUCCGGCGCCUUCUCUGCGCUCGCAUCGAGCGGGUCGGACGGGCCCGUGCACGCAUUAUACUGCGACUCGUCGAACAACAAGGUCUGGGCGGGCGGCAAGUUCACGAUCCCCGGCUCGGCCGUCGCCGUGUACGACACCAAGGCCAAGUCCUGGUCCGCCGCACCGUUUGGCGGUCUGACGGGCGCGGCGGCCGAGGUGCUGUCCAUCACGACCAACUCGUCGAGCGACUCGCUCUUCUUUUCCGGCUCGUUCGUUACCGAUUUCGUCGGAAACGGCACAGCGAUCAACGGCACGAACAAUCCAAACGUCCCCUUCUCCUCGGGCGCCUCGCCCUUUUCCUCGUCCCUCGUCCCCAUCCCGCUCCAGAACGCGUCCAUCCAGGGUUCUCCAUCAAGUUCGGAUGCGGACUUUAGCAAUAUCGAGAAUAUACUGUGUCCGGCUGGUGCGGACGGCGCAGGCAACACUUGGCUUGCGGCAGAUGGCAACACGGCCGUCAUCACCGCCCGCGCGUUCCAGUCCCUUUCCGCAUCUGGCGUCCGUUUGGGCAACACGUUUGCCGAGGACAGGAGCACGACCGCGUUCAGCGUCACCACAAUCCCGGACAAUGCCGUGCGCACUCUCACAUACCUCGACCCGGCAACGCAGCAGAACAAGACCUGCACGGAUGCCUGCCCACUUGGGACAGACUCGUCUGUUCUGUACCAGGACUUCGUCUUUGCCGACGGUCAGCUCGGCAUCACCGGUGUCCAGGUCAAGCUCAGUCAAUGGACGGGUGCCGGCCCCGGUCUGCACAUUUUCCAGUUGCUGUCGUCAGGCGCGUUCGCGUCCGCAGUCGCCUCCCAGAAUGGCGCCUCGUGUUUCGCGCCUGCUGCAUCCAACACAAGUCACACCGGCACGUGGACCGAAGUGCAGGCGAACACCAACAUCGCCGGUACCACUGUCACCGCACUCGUCGCGGAUGUCGCAGUUGGCACACCAGCAAGCCAAGCACCGACCGUCACCUGGCAGCCGUACGUCUCCGCUAGCGGAGAGUACGAUAUCAAUCUGCUUGUCCCCGGAUGCACCGAGUUCCAGAACUGUGCUGCUCGCACGAGCGUGAGCGUGUCCGUCUUCGCCAUCGCGGGUUCGGACCCUACUGUGACGACCGUCGACGAGACCAACACCGACGACGCGGUUGUGAAGAUCUAUUCCGGCCCUGUUGUGCCCAGCUCGGACGACUUCACCGUCACCGUCACUCUCGGCCUCGCAAGCAAUCCUACGGGUAACGGCGACGACGGCAACUACCAGCUUGUCGCAGACCGCGUGCAGCUCGUACUCACGAACGCGAACGUCACCGGUUCGAGUGGCAACGGUAUCAGCUCAGCGAGCGGCACUCGUGGUAGCUUCGGCUUCUUCGAGUGGCCGAUCUCGAGCAGCUCGAACGUGAACGCCGAGGGCACGCUGCCCAACAACACUGAGACUGCGGCAGACGCGCUCGGCAUAUCGCUCUUCACUGCGCUCGGUGGCAACUCGUCGCUCUCAGCUUCGACGACCGAUGUCGUUAGUGCCGUUGCACACCACAGCAGCGGCGCCAUCAUCGUCGGCGGCGCGUUCACCCUCACUUCGCCCGCUACAACCCACAUCGCGCUCUUCAAGAACGGUGCGCUGUCUGCGCUCGCCAACUCUGGGUUGAACGGCAACGUUUCGUCCCUCGCUCUCACCGGUGACACCUUGUUUGUCGGCGGCGCGUUCAGCGAUACCAAGGAUGGCAGUACCUCCGGCAAACUUGCCGGUGUAGCCAAGUACGAUGUCGCAUCCAACGCAUGGUCGGAUCUUGCCGGUGGCCUCGGCUCCGGUGCAUUCGUCUCGUCGCUCCUCAUCGACUCGGAUGGCGCCCUCCUCGUGGCCGGUUCGUUUUCGGGUCAGGGUACGGACGGUUUCGCGAAAUGGAACGUUAGCUCUGGCUCGUGGGUCGGCACGGGUGGCUUUGUCAACGGUGCCCUCUCCCUCGUCGCCAAUGGAACGAGCGACUCGCAGCUUGUUGCGGGAAGUGUCAGCCAGAGCCUGCAAUUCGGAGCGAGCGGGUUUGCGACGAUCAAGAACGGCGCGAAUGGCGCCCCGACCAUCACGCCUCUCGGUGCAACUCUUGACGCAUCCACUUCGUCGAGCACGGCCACCACGAAUAGCUCGACCACGCGCCGCCGCGUACACUCAUCCCGGCGCGUCGGACCGAGCGCCUGGGUCCCACACGUCCCUAUGCCUUCUCUGACCAACCUCUUCGCGCGCCAAUCCUCAUCCUCCGCAUCUCUCCCUGCGCUCCCCGCCGACGCGGCGGUCUCCGGCCCCGCAGUCCUUGCCGGUGCAUUCUACACCAACAGCUCGAACAGCCGCCAGCUCAUCGUGCUAGGCGGAAACUUCACAAGCGGGUCGGCACAGAACAUCGGGUUGUACGAUCAGGAUGCGGGCAGCGUUACGCAAUUGAACGGCGCGCAACCUAAUGGAGUUGUUCGGGCGCUACUUGUGCAUGGCGAUCAGCUGUUCGUUGGUGGACAGUUCACCCUCGCGCUCGACGGCGGCAAUGCGGACGGAUUCGCUGUCUAUGACCUGGCCAAGGGCGCCUGGGUUUUGGGCUUGCAAACGUUGACAGCCUCGAGCGGCGGAAGCGUUGUCGUCAGGAGUAUCACGGGCAGUAACGCGAAGAGCAACGCCGUUUUCGUCGCGGGUAGCUUCGCCGGUACCUCCGGCGGUCUGAGCUGUGUGGGCAUCUGCGAGAUCGCGGCGGAUACCAAGCAAUGGACUGCUCUUGGUGGCGGGAUCCAGGGUGAAGUCGGUGCGGUGGAUUACUCAGGUAACGACCAGCAAUUCCUCGUUGCGGCUGGCAGCCUUGCGCUCUCCGGCUCGUCUACGCCCGCAUAUGUUCUCCAGUUCGCCAUCGACAACAGUACCUGGACUGCGCUCGGCAACUCGGACUCGCUCGCUGGACCCGUGACGGCAGUUGCAGUCAACGACCUGAACACCACCUCGAUCUUUGCCGCUGGCCGCUCUUCAUCCGCGGACACAUCCUACCUAAGCUUCUACGACGGUUCAUCCUGGACAUCGGUCGCAUCAACGCUCGGUGCGAGCAACAUCUCGCAGCUGAGCAUGGUCCCGCUCCAGGACGGCCACAGCGCGAACUCGAUCCUCCAAGAUGAUCGCAUGCUCAUGCUCAGUGGGACGCUCGACGACUCCAGCUUUGGCCAGGCCAGUAUGGCGCUCUUCGAUGGCGCAAGUCUCAUUCCCUUCAUGAGCACCGCUGGCGCGGGUGGCUCGCAGGGCUCGAUGGCCGGCCUCUUCCACUCGCAGAGCACGUUCUCGUUCAGCCUGCGCCAUCUCCUCGCGACGGGUAUUGUCAUCCUUAUCUCGAUCGCCAUCGCCGCGGGAGUCGUGUUCCUCCUCGUCCUCGCCGGUGUCCUCUGGACACUGUUCGCGCGUCGCGAUGAUGCCCUCGGCGCGAAAUACGCAGAGGAAGACGAUGCGUCAGACCGCGAUAGUGCAGGCGCACAACACCGCCCGAGCAGCUUACUUGCACACAUCAACGCCGCAACACGUGGUACGAUUGUUGGCGCGCUCGGCGCGGAGAAGAUGCGCGGGGGCGAAGAGCACGAGAUGUCACCCACGACGUACGGUGGAAUGAGUGGGACGGCAUACGGCGAGCCAGAUGGGAGCAAUUACCUGAGGGCAGAGACGCCGAACGAUGCGAUGGCGGGGUUGGGGAUGGGCGAGGAUGAGCCUGGUAGGGCAGCACAUGCCAGGUAUAGCUUUGAUGGGGCUGGAGAGGGCGAGUUGCCACUGAGUGUGGGCCAGGAGUUGGAGGUUCUGGAUGAUAGGGAUCAUUCAUGGUGGUACGCACGCGACAUACGCACUGGACAAGAGGGUGUCGUUCCCGCUGCAUACCUGUACUAA